This is a messenger RNA of Neohortaea acidophila, 1296 nucleotides long. RefSeq names its product diacylglycerol acyltransferase-domain-containing protein. The transcript has 2 exons. Gene Ontology annotation, molecular function: diacylglycerol O-acyltransferase activity. Lineage: Eukaryota; Fungi; Ascomycota; Dothideomycetes; Mycosphaerellales; Teratosphaeriaceae. The coding region runs from base 1 to 1296 and encodes 431 amino acids. Gene Ontology annotation, cellular component: endoplasmic reticulum membrane. Gene Ontology annotation, biological process: triglyceride biosynthetic process. The record is from RefSeq and is a predicted model, not a curated record.
AUGAAAGACGAGCUGCAGAGGCUAGUCUCGCCAGAGCACAACUUCAUCCAACCCGCUGUAGAACCGCUCGAACCCGAUUCGAAGACCGGCGAUCUCAUCUAUGAGAACGUCUACAACAAAUCCGGCGAAAAUCUGGCGUCGCUCAAGCCGGGUGAUGGGUACUAUCUCUCCCUCGCCCAACGAGGAGACGAAUCCAGCGGCAAUGGCCGAGGGAAACGCCAGCGGACAAACAGCGAGCUGGUCUCCGGGCGACAAGCAGGCGCCGGCUGGGGUCGCAGCGCCAUCCGCUGGGCCCCAAUGAAUGUUCCACUACAGAGACGCCUUCAAACUCUCCUCGUCCUCUUGCACACCCUCUCUAUUGCCGGUGGUCUGGCCAUCUUUUUCCUUCUCUGCACCAUUCCCCUUCUCUGGCCCAUCCUCGUCCCCUAUCUUCUCUACGUCCUCAUGUCGCGCGCCGCCAUCGACGGCAAACUCUCUCACCGCUCCGAGUGGUUCCGCAACUCCAAAAUCUGGUCGCUUUUCGGCUCUUACUUCCCUGCUCGCCUGCACCGCAGCCAGCAGCUCGAGCCAACCCGCAAGUACAUCUUCGGCUACCACCCGCACGGCAUCAUAUCGCACGGCGCAUUCGCGGCUUUUGCCACAGAAGCCCUCGGCUUCAGCCAGCUCUUCCCAGGCAUCACCAACAGCCUGCUCACCCUUGAUGCCAACUUUCGCGUCCCGCUGUACCGCGACUACGCCCUGCGCAUGGGCCUUGCAUCGGUGUCGCGCGAAAGCUGCGAAAACAUCCUCAGCAAAGGCGGGCCUAACGGUGAAGGUAUGGGCCGCGCCAUUACCAUCGUCAUCGGCGGGGCGCGUGAAAGCCUCGACGCGAAGCCGAAAACGCUCAAACUCGUGCUCAAACGGCGGAAGGGGUUCGUCAAGCUGGCGAUUCGCACGGGCGCGGAUCUGGUGCCGGUGUUGGCGUUUGGGGAGAAUGAUUUGUAUGACCAAUUGGAUACGAAUCAGCAUCCGUAUGUGCAUAAGGGGCAGAUGCUGAUUAAGAAGCUCAUGGGUUUUACCGUGCCGUUGUUCCAUGCGAGAGGUGUAUUCAAUUACGACGUGGGUAUCAUGCCGUAUCGUCGUGCCAUUGACGUGGUAGUCGGCCGCCCUAUCCCGAUCCUGCAAUCGAAGAACCCGGAUCCGGCGUACGUGGACUCCGUUCACGAGCAGUACACCACCGAGCUGCUUCGACUUUGGGAAGACUGGAAGGAUGUCUUUGCUCGCGAACGCAAGGGUGAAUUGGAGAUUGUAGAAUAG